CCCGCCUUAACCCGCAGCUGAAGCUGUUUUCCUGGUUUCAUCCGAAUACCUAGGACUGCCAUUGGGAUCUACUGCGUAUGCCACCUUACGCGAGCGGCAGUACGACCGCUGGAGUAGGGGGAGGAAGUCCAGCAGCAGAGAUCAUGCGCGGACCACUGAUAGGAAGCUUGAUUGGUAUGGCCUUGUACGGCGUAACAUGUCUCCAAACCGUCUUUUACUACAGAGCAUACCCAGGGGACCGGUUGAGUCUCAGGAUGCUGGUGAGCCUCGUAUGGGUAUUCGAAACGGCACACGCCUGUAUGUCAAUAUUCGUCCUCGACAGGUAUCUCAUCCUGAGUUUUGGGAAUGAUCUGGCUGUGGAGUCAACGGACUGGGUGUUUACUAUCAUGCUGAUCAUCGGUUUCAUGACUGAUCUCGUCGUGUAUCUAUACUUCACGUGGAAAGUAUGGGCAUUUACGCGCAGAAAGUGGGCAGCUUUAUUCAUGCUUCUGGUUGUCCUUGCACGUACCGCAAUCAGCUUGUGGGGAUGCGCUGAGACUAGUCGCUAUGAACUAUGGUUAGAUUACCGGAAGAACACGCUGUCGAUUAACAUAAUAGGAAACUCACUGUUUAUUGCCGGAGACACGUUUUCGGCCGCGAUACUUGCGUACUACUUGCGAAAGAAUCUAUUGUUGUGGAAAGGCUCUCCGACCUCCCAACUCUUGCAUCGCCUUGUAGUCUACACCGUUGCCACUGGGACGUUGACGAGCUUAAUUGAUGUAGCAACGCUCGUUCUGACCGUGCAGCAGACGAGUACCCUCAGCUUCACUGCUCUGAUCAUUAUACAAACACGAAUUUACGCAAAUUCUCUCCUUGCCUCCCUCAACAUGCGCAGACUCAACGCCCAAAGGCUCGGCUCACCAAUAACGAUGUCACCCGACCCCGACAUCGCGUUGAUGAGCACCUCGCUCCAGUUCGCAGGCGAGACCAACGCCAACACUAACACUGCCACAGAGUCAGAAUUGGUCCGCUCGCCGCGGACGUCAGCAUCUACCGCUGCGUCCGGUUCAGCGUGCCGGCCACCAGAGCUUGAUAUUGAUUGGAGGGGGCAUGGAAGCUCGAGCAUGGACGUGCCGAGUGAAAACACUGUCUCACAGGCAAUGUUGGCGAAAACUGUAGCUGUGCGGGAACUAGAAGCUAUAAAAGCGGAGGCAGAGGGAGAGGAUGGGGUGAGGGAGUCGUGGCAUACUGCGCUUGCGAUGCCUGACAGUAACUCGGAUGUCGUGAGGGUUCCUCCACCAUCUCCUGGAAAUGGCUCGUGAUUAGUGAUGAACCUGGUUGGGGGCUUGGCCUUCGAGGGUGCAUCCAGGGACGUAUGUUCCGAUAUCUGGUCGCUUUUUGCGAAUACCAUCCUACUUGCUGCAUUAGUGUCAGGUAGAAUUUCCAUGAUACCUCUC
Coniophora puteana RWD-64-598 SS2 is the source of this 1436-nucleotide messenger RNA. RefSeq lists its product as uncharacterized. NCBI's taxonomy places the organism in Eukaryota, Fungi, Basidiomycota, Agaricomycetes, Boletales, Coniophoraceae. Bases 78 to 1301 code for a protein of 407 amino acids. The transcript is spliced from 17 exons. The record is from RefSeq and is a predicted model, not a curated record.